This is a messenger RNA of Selaginella moellendorffii, 1551 nucleotides long. Its product is annotated as glycerol-3-phosphate acyltransferase 5. Gene Ontology annotation, cellular component: membrane. Bases 1 to 1551 code for a protein of 516 amino acids. The transcript is spliced from 2 exons. Gene Ontology annotation, biological process: cutin biosynthetic process. The record is from RefSeq and is a predicted model, not a curated record. NCBI's taxonomy places the organism in Eukaryota, Viridiplantae, Streptophyta, Lycopodiopsida, Selaginellales, Selaginellaceae. Gene Ontology annotation, molecular function: glycerol-3-phosphate 2-O-acyltransferase activity; phosphatase activity.
AUGAUUUUCUUGACGCUUCCCAGGGACAAGAGCAAUCCAUUGGAGCCAGUGGAGAAUGCGGCGGCCGGCGACGACGAUAGCAUCGUGAUCGAUCUCGAGGGGGCUCUGCUCAAAUCCCCGAGCUGGUUUCAAUACUUCAUGCUCGUCGCGAUCGAGGCCGGGAGCCCCCUACGAGCGCUCCUCCUCUUUUUCAUUCUUCCCUUCGCGUGGAUCACUGGCUGCCUCGUCCAUCCCGCGCUGGAGCUCCAGAUUCUCUGCUUCGUGGCGGUGGCCGGAUUGAGGGCCUCGGCGGUGGAAUCCGUGGGGCGGGCAGUUCUCGCUAAGUUUUUCCUCGAGGAUUUAAACCCCGAGACCUUCCGGGUGUUCAAGGCUUGCGGGAAGAGAAUGGUGGUGACGAGCUUGCCAGCGCUGAUGGUGGAGCCUCUGGCGAGCCACUACCUUGACGCGAGCGCGAUUGGAUCCAAGCUGGGCAUCACAAGCAAGGGUUACUGCACUGGAUUGAUCAAUAUGGUCGUUUGCAGCGAGAACAAAGCUCAGCUAGCUCAAAAACACUUCGGUGGCGAUCGCGCUCCAAUCAGCAUUGGGAUUGGAAGCGGUAGCGGCACCGAUUUCCUGGGCGUUUGCAAGAAAUGCCUGGAUGCUCGAUCCAAUCCCUCGCCCCCCUGCGCGACGGUGCCCAAGAAGGACUACAUCAAGCCGCUCGUCUUCCACGACGGCCGCCUCAUCAAAUCGCCCACGCCGCUCCACUGCCUGGCCAUCGGGCUCUGGAUCCCUCUCGCGCUCCCGCUCGCCAUCAUACGCGUCGUCGUCGGCCUCGCCCUACCCAGCCGCCUCGCCCUCCCCGCCGAGGCCCUCCUCGGCAUCUCCAUCCGCGUCGCCGGCUGCAUACCGCCGGGCGCCGCCGGGUCAACGGACGAGACCGAGCCAACGCGCCGCACGGCACACCGCGGCGUGCUCUUCGUCUGCACGCACCGGUCGCUGCUGGACCCGGUCUUCAUCUCCUACGCCCGAAUGCGCCACGUCAAGACGGUCACGUACUCGGUCAGCCCCGUGUCGGAGGUGCUGUCCCCGAUACGCACCGCCCGGCUCACCCGGUGCCGCGAGCACGACGCGCGGACCAUGGCGCGGCUGCUGGACACGGGCGACCUGGCGGUGUGCCCCGAGGGCACCACUUGCCGCGAGCCAUUCCUGCUGCGAUUCAGCGCCCUGUUCGCGGAGCUCACGGACCGGAUCGUCCCGGUCGGGGUCACGAGCAGCCUGACGAUGUUCCAUGCCACUACUGCGCGCGGCUGGAAGGCGCUAGAUCCACUCUUCUUCUUCAUGAAUCCCAGGCCGGGAUACGAGGUCCGGUUCCUGGCGCCACUGGCAGCGGAGGAGACGUGUGUGGGCGGUGGCAGGCCCAGCCACGAGGUGGCCAACCGCGUCCAGAGGAUGCUGGCCGAGUCGCUGGGCUACCAGUGCACGAAUCUCACGAGGAGGGACAAGUACCGGAUGUUGGUAGGGAACGAUGGCAUCGUCGGAGGAGGAGGACCUUGUCCGUUUAGGAAGUGA